Molecule: messenger RNA, 2598 nt
Organism: Lachancea meyersii CBS 8951
Lineage: Eukaryota; Fungi; Ascomycota; Saccharomycetes; Saccharomycetales; Saccharomycetaceae
Source: the annotation of a GenBank genome assembly
AUGUCAACAGAAGCUGCCCAACUGGCACAGGUGUUGGAACAGACCAUUUUGAGUCCCGACGCUACCGUGCGUUUGCAAUGCGAAACUCAGCUCAAAAAACUCUCCAACGAUAACUUUCUACAGUACGUCGGACUGCUGGCACUCGUGCUGGGCGACAGUAGUAACCGGUUGGAAGCGCGUAUUUUGGCCGCUCUAUCGCUCAAAAACGAGCUUGUCAGCAAAGAUACAGUAAAAACACAACAGCUGGCCCAAAGAUGGAUCUCCCAAGUGGACGACUCGUCGCGUGCGGCGGUUCGCAACUACGGUUUGUCUGGACUCAUGGACCCAGAACCCCGUGUGGCCAAUGCUGCUGCUCAGUUGAUUGCAGCCAUUGCCACUAUAGAAUUGCCUCGUAACGACUGGCCCGAUUUGAUGAAGAUCAUGGUCGACAACACCGCUGCUCAGCAACCGGAGAAUAUUAAGAGAGCUUCCUUGUUGGCUCUGGGGUACAUCUGCGAGGCCGCAAAUUCCGGUUCCGAAAGUUUGGUCGCACAAUCCAACAACAUCUUGAUUGCCAUCGUUCAAGGUGCCCAGGCCAGUGAACCUUCCAAGGCCGUACGGCUCACCGCCCUCAACGCCCUGGCUGAUUCUCUUGCCUUCAUCAAGAACAACAUGGAAAGAGAGGGAGAACGCAAUUACCUGAUGCAAGUUGUGUGUGAGGCUACACAGACCACUGACGACUCCGAUAUCCAAGCUGCCGCGUUUGGGUGUCUGUGCAAGAUCAUGUCGUUGUACUACUUCCUCAUGAAGCCUUACAUGGAGCAGGCCCUAUACGCUUUGACGGUGUCCACCAUGCAAUCCCAAGAUGAGAAAGUGGCAUCUAUGGCUGUGGAAUUCUGGUCUACUAUAUGUGAAGAAGAAAUUGAUAUCGCUUACGAGCUUGCUCAAUUCCCUCAGUCACCUUUACAAAGCUUCAACUUUGCCCUCACCUCGAUCCAGGAAGUCAUCCCCAAUUUACUGAAUCUGCUUUCUAGACAAAAUGAAGACGCUGAAGAUGACGACUGGAAUGUCGCCAUGUCCGCCGGUGCUUGUCUGCAACUUUUUGCUCAAAAUUGCGGUAAUUACGUGGUAGAGCCUGUACUGCGGUACGUGGAGCACAACAUCACCAGUGACAAUUGGAGAAACCGCGAAGCAGCCGUGAUGGCUUUCGGCUCCAUAUUGGAUGGCCCUGAUAAGGUUCAACUCACCAAUUUGAUUCAUCAAGCUCUCCCGCCCAUUAUACAUCUGAUAAAAGAUCCAUGCCUGCAAGUGAAAGAAACUGUAGCUUGGUGUAUCGGUCGAAUUGCCGAUUUGGUCGUUGGUGCUAUCGAUCCACAGACGCAUUUGCCUGAUGUUGUACAAGCCUGUUUGCAAGGACUAGAAGAUCACCCCAAAGUGGCAACAAACUGUGCGUGGACAAUCAUUAACUUAGUCGAACAAAUGGCCGAUACCCAGGGCUCUCCCAUCUACAACUACUACCCAAUAUUGGUGGAAGCGCUGAUGAAGGCCGCUAAUAGUACUGACAACGAGAACAGUGCGCGUGCAUCCGCCUUUUCGGCGUUGACAACUCUAGUUGAAUUCUCCACGGAUCAAGUCGCAGACUCUGCCAUUUCCAUUUCCUCAUUUAUCUUGGACAAGUUGGGACAAACCAUGGCAGUGGACGAGACCCAAUUGAACACAGAAGCGAAGCAGAACUUGGAAGAGCUUCAGUCUAAUGUGUUGAGCGUCUUGUCAGCGGUCAUUCGCAAGAAUCCUGCAUCUGUCACCUCGGUUUCUGACAUGUUGAUGGAUCUAUUUAUCAAGCUGCUGGAGAAGAAGGAUACUUCCUAUGUUGAAGACGACGUCUUUUACGCAAUCUCUUCCUUGGCAGCCGCCUUGGGCAAAGGGUUUGAAAAGUUUUUGGAAACUUUUUCGCCCUACCUGGUAAAUGCCUUAAACCAAGUUCAAUCGCAAGUUUCUAUCACGGCCGUGGGAUUGAUCGCGGAUAUUUCUAACUGUUUGGAGGAGGAUUUCAAGCCAUUUGCAUCCGCUUUCAUGAAUGUCUUGGGUCAAAUGAUCUCUGCCAACAAUGCUAAGAAAGAACUCAAACCUGCCGUGCUGUCAGUCUUCGGCGAUAUAGCGUCUAACAUUGGACCUGACUUCAUACCAUACCUCAACCAAGUCAUGGCGCUUUGCGUUGCCGCUCAAAACACACGGCCAGAAAAUGCCUCUCUGGAAGCUCUUGAGUACAACGUAAAGAUUCACGAGUCCGUUCUCGACGCCUACGUUGGAACAGUAGCUGGUUUGAAUGCCAACCCUGAUGCCCUUUUUCCUUACGUGGGUACUUUGUUCCAGUUUAUGAGCCACAUCGCAGACAAUCCUACGCUAAAUAGCGAAGACUCUACGGCCAGGGCUGCUGUCGGUAUUAUUGGCGACGUUGCUGCCAUGUUCCCAGACGGCAGAAUCAAGCAGUUUUAUUCCCAGGACUGGGUCACUGAAUUUAUCAAGAAAACCAGAAGCAAUCCUACGUUCAGCCAGUCAACCAAGGACACCGCCAGAUGGGCCAGAGAACAACAAAAAUUCCAAAUUGGUCUAAGGUAA